Lineus longissimus is the source of this 13454-nucleotide messenger RNA. Its product is annotated as AF4/FMR2 family member 4-like. Gene Ontology annotation, cellular component: nucleus; super elongation complex. Gene Ontology annotation, biological process: regulation of gene expression. The record is from RefSeq and is a predicted model, not a curated record. Lineage: Eukaryota; Metazoa; Nemertea; Pilidiophora; Heteronemertea; Lineidae. The transcript has 19 exons. Bases 314 to 5269 code for a protein of 1651 amino acids.
UGGUGGUGGAAGUCCCUUUGUAUUAUCUUUAAAUUUUCUUUGGUUUUGGGUUAAAAACUGAAUUUCAUGGAAUUCGAGGACUCUGUAUAUAUUAUCUAGAUACAUUGGAAGGACGUCAGUGGAUCAAAUCCGAGUGUUUUUGAGAAUAUAACGCCAAAAUGUAGACACAAAUGUGGACAGAUUUGGCUUUCCAGUCGAAGCCAGUGCCAAAAUCCAUUAAUGCCAGUUUUCAACUUUUAGUCCAUAUUCGUGUCUCUAAAUAACUUUUUACGCACUGGAUAUGUUUCCUUUGCGUCAGGAUUGAAAUUCUGACAUGUGCAGUUCAGGGAAUGUUAGUCGUGAACAAUUGAAGGAGGAGGCAAGGCUAGCGAGAGCCCUAGAAGCAUCACAGGGGCCUAUAAAAAAGGAGGCUGAAGCGGAAAAUAUCCGUAUCGAACCACUCUUUGAACGACCAAGAAAGGUAUCACCAGCCCCACAUGACCAAUUUGCCCAACGAGUGAAUGUUUUACUGGGUCCCUAUGAUGUCGUUCAGCCAUCGAUACAGAAGAACCAGGCACGAGAUUUAAUUGGGGUGAAACACCGCAACUCAAUAAAUUCAGUAUCGUCAGUAUCUUCUGUGAAAACAGUGAGUGAAAAACCGAAUGGGGCCCACCCACAGAAGAAACUUGAUGUCAAAAAUGUUGACGGGAAGCUCUCGGGGGUGAAACCAGAUGGGAGGACGCAAAGAGAAUCACAUGGCAAACCAGAACAGAAGCCACAUGGAUUGCCGCACCCAGCACAGAAUCGUGAAAGACAUGAGCAAAAGAGGUCGUCAGAAAGAGAUCAGAGAUCUUCUGAGAAGGACUCCAAACCUUCUGUGGAGGAACUCGCAAAACAUACCAAGCAGUCUGCGGAUUUAACAAGGAAGAAUAAUUCAAAACAUGUUCGGCAGCCAAGUGCCGAUCGUGAGAAAGAUGGCCGAAAUGGACACCGUCGGUCUUCUGACCGUGAUAACCCACGGCAGAAAUCGUCAGAGCGGGAUGGUAGUGUUCCACGCCAAGGGCAUGGUUCUGUUGAGCGCGACACAAAGCGCCAAGAUAGGACUUCAGUCUCGAGCAGCUCUGGGGAGAGGCGGAGCACCUCUGUGGAUAGACAACAAGGCACAAGUCGGAAAGAACACUCAGAACAGCAACUAUCCGCUCAAAAACCGCUCCACCGUGAUGGGAAUAUAUUUGCUCGCUUGAAAAAUGAUACUCUGGACUUAAAAUCCCGCUCAAAGUCAGAUUAUACCAAUGAGAAAGAUAGCUCAAAGACCCCUUUUGGUAAGGAGGUAGACUCAGAAAAGUUGUCUGCGGAAUGCCACCGGACCGAAUCAUCAUCAUCUGUUUCAUCGCAUAGCAGUGUUUGCAAUGACGCCAUUCCUAGUGCUUCCCUGAAUGUCAAGAGAGAACCUGAUAUCAAGAAGGACCAUGUUCAGGCCGAGAAAGCCAAGUCCAUGCAGCCCCCUAAUGGUAUAAUGGUGAACGGAGCAUUCGUGAAGGAUGCUACAUCCAAGUUGAAGGAUGCUCAAAAGAAUCUACCGAAAUUGAAAAUCUCCAAUGAGUCGAACAGGCUACCGGGAGAACAUGGAGUGAGGCUCGAGGAUAUCCUCAAGGAAAUGAAAAACAUCCAUCCACCAUUGACAGGAAUCCAUACUCCACGGAAGGAAGAGGGGCUCAAGUUUCCUUUCUCAAAGGAUGUGGCGCAAGCAACAAAGACCCUUUACACGAACCGGAAACCUGUGACCCUGGCUGACCACCCAGUCAAGGAGAAGAAGAGCACUGGGGACGACCAACUUUUACUAAAUGACUUGGCAGUCAGCAGCGACUCUGACAGCGACCAUGACCAUGAUCAUCAGGUGUUUCCCAAGAAACAAGACAGCGAACACAAAUCUGGGAAAAGACCAACUGCCCGAUCGAGAUCGCACUCAUCAAGCUCUGACAGUUCUGAGAAUGGUUCUGAUUCGAGUUCGGACAGCAACUCGGAGAGCGGUUCAUCAUCGGACGAGGCAGAGGAGGUGCCGGAGACACAGCAGAGAGAGGAAGAAGACAAAGAUGAGGAAGGGAAAGAAAUUGAGAAUGGGGCCUGGGGUCUCAAGCAUUAUCUGGACCAGAUCAAGGAGACCAAUUCCUCCCUAUCACCCUGUGCCAAACAGACAGCUGUCGCAACCCCUGCACCCCCACAACAACCUGUGACUGAACCUGACAACGAUGGCUUGGACUUUGAUAGCUGGAAGGAUAGCUGGAAGCAUAUUGGCAUCCCAGACGAGGUACCACCGUUAAUUCAGCGAAUCGAGGACCGAAAGGAGGAGGCGUGGGAUCGAAGUCGACAUAGUUUGUUUAGUACGGAUGACGAGGAUCCUCAUGGUCACCAUAGCGAUAAGGAAGAUGGCUGCCAUCUUGCUGUUGCGAAUUCAAACGGUCAGAACGUUUCACCGAGUGUUCACACUGAAAUUACGAAGAACGGUGGCAUCAAGCUCACUAUAGGUCGUAUGAAUGAAACCAAUUCAAAAAGACAACGGACUAACUCCGCUUCUGAAAUGAGCAUAUCAAGAUCGCCCAAAAUAAGUCAGAAAUCUGCCAAAUUGCACAAACAAAUUUCCCAGCCUUGUUUAACGCAUAAUUCUACGUCUAACCUAGUCAGGAAGGAGCCAAAGGUGGAAAGUUUGCACAAAGGUGGUCAAAGUAUGAAAAUCUGUAGCACUAUUAAGGAAGAUAAGGAGAGUAUUAGUGUAUCUGUGCCAAAAUCAAGUGGACGGACCAACAAGAAUCUGAAGUACAAGUCAAAAGCUUAUUUGAGUAGUGAUUCUAGUGAUGAUGAGGAUAAUGUUGAUGUUGUGAAAGUGCCGGUCAGCCAUACUAGCCAUAAAUCGCAGAUGCCAAAACCACAGGCGCCACCUUUAGCCCAUUCUAGGAGUGAUAGCAAAGAUAGGUCGAAAAAGUCCAGUAAAAGUAGGAAAGAGAAAACACCCGUUCGGCCAAGUGAUAGACCUGAAGUAAAAAGUGAGCGGACGUUUAAAACGGAACCUGUGCCAGCCCUGGGGGGCGUCCAUGUUGAUGUUAGUGAAAUGUUAAAUGCCAUAUCAGGUGACAAUCUAACGUUGUUAUCGCCAAUACCAAACACGGAAUCUUUCAGUCCGAAGCGUAAAUUCUCGUUUGAAACAUGCUCAAGGGAUGAUAGAAAUGAAUCUUGGACGGAACCGAAACUACGUAAAGAAUCCUGCCAAAGUGAAUCCCAAUAUCAAAAUUCUCAUCUGCCGAAACGGAAGCUGUCGAAUGAAGACCGCUACGACUCAAGUACAAAACGACUUAUGUCCUAUAUCAGUUAUGAUAUUGAGGGUCACCCCUCUAUUAAGGUGCAUUUAAAUCGAUCUUUGAUACAACGCAUACCAAAGAUCAGACUCGCGUCGACUAGUUCCAUGUGGCCGGGUAUGGUCGGCGAUGUUGAUGAUAGUGUGUUCAUGCAGCAGGGGAACCUACGGAACAGUUCUUAUGCCAACUUCCCGGGACGAGGCGUGCAACACCAGCACAGCUACAUGUGUGAGGACGGGGAGCUGUCUGCUAGUGCUAGCCCAGAGGAUGGCCAGAAGUCAGAUUCGAGUUCCGAUAGUGAUCACGGUUUGCAACCCGCUCCUGGUUUUCCUGGCUAUAUCAUGCCUGGGCACAGCGUGGAACUGGUGCGGCACGAAACCACUGAUACUAGCCAUGAUGAUGACGAAGAAAAUGACGGUAAUCUGAUGCACAACGAAACUGCUGCUGAAGAGGAAGACGAUGGUGAAAUCGUUGAUGGCGGAGACCUGGGGGAUAACUUGCAAGAUACUGCCUCGCCACCUGGUGGCAAGAUUCCAUUUCAAGUGCAAAAGGAGAAACUGAGUGUCCAAAAGAAAAUCCUAGCAAAUGUUUUUGGUGAUCUGUCAGUGCCAUCACAGAAGAUUCCGAAGCGUAAAUUGGAAGAAGUUCGCCAGGAUGACGUGAAGCGGCAGAAGCAGUUGCAUUCCAGGAAUCCUCCAAAUGUCACUGACAGAGAGAGUGUGAGCCAUGAAGAUGACCGCGAGUGGGACAGAAAGCAUCACCGGUCACGUGAGCGGCGCAACAGCGGCAGUAGCACAUCCAGCCGUCUCAGCUCACGCAGCGAGAGAGAUACCAAACGCUUUUCAAAAUAUGAUCGAGAUCAUGACAAAUAUCGAGACUUGGAUCGCGACCGUGAUCAUCGAGAUUAUGACAGAGAUUAUGAGGUGUUGGAUCGUAGUAGUAAACCUUUUGAAAGACGGGUACGUGACUGGGAUGCGCCAUCUCAACCACGACACGACAGUCAAACCAGUGGUGCUUACAGUAGUGGUGGUGGUGGUCGCAAUGCCAUGGAUCACUGGGGUGCAAUAACAGGAAAGGUGGACCGGCGAGCGUACUCCAACCUGGCUGAUACUAGAUUAGAGGAAGAAAAACAAGAAGCUGCUGAUCAUUACCUCCACGAGGCAAAGAAACUCAAACAUCAAGCUGAUAAUUUGAGUGACCGGCUGACCAAAUCUCUGACCUACGUAGAGGCAGUGCUGUCGUUCAUCCAGUGUGGGAACGCCAUGGAGCGCGACCCUAUGUCCGAUAACAGUAAAAUCUUCACCAUGUAUAAUGACACGCUGAAGUUGCUGCGCGAUAUCUGUAAAUACCACCCUCACAGUGACAGUGAGGUUGGGGAUAAGGAACGAAAGCUCUCUCUUCUUAGUUUGAGAAUCCAAUCAUUGUUAUGUUUGAAGUUAUUUAAGUUAAAGAAAAACGAAGCAUCAAAACUACGCCAAGCAAUUGAAGAACAUAAAAAGACCAGCCAAAGUAAAACUCCGGCACCACCCUCUCCAUAUCAAGUUCAAUGGAAUAAAAGUCUUGGCACACCAUCACCAAUGUCACCUACACCCUCUCCGGCUAGUGUUGGCUCAGUUGAACCAGGCAAUUGCAGCGGAGAUUCCUUUAUGCCGCGUAUGCAUAACGGUCACAUGAACUACAGCUCUAAUUCUGCCGUUUCAUCACCGGCCAGCGUCAGUAUUCCACUGAGGAUUCAUUCCGUAACUCAGCAGUACAUCACCACACUGAAUCACCUUCACCAAUGCCAUGAUAUAUGGGACCAGGCAGACAUCCAGUCCUGUGACCACAAGGGAUUUUUUACUGAGCUGGACUACCAUUGUAACCAUUUGACCCUCCACAGUUCCAUACUGCAUCUGGUCAAAUAUGUGCGGUUAGGUCUACACAGGCUGAAAGACACAUGACCCUGAACGAAAAACGGACUACGAGGUCGGACCUAAUGUGCCCUUUGAUACCCUGUCUGUCUACUUAUUCAACUGAGCAGUCGUCAUCCCUACUGGUGGAAGUUCUGGAAAGACUGAAAUUGUCGGUCUUUGGCCAAAUUGCCAAGUUUAAGAAAUAAUCUUGGGAAAGUGCAAGUCAUUGUAAAGUUAUGAGAAAGAGACAAUCCUAGAGUUGCUCUAGUUGGAAAGACGUCUGCCACAGCUACCAUUAAGAAGAGAAUUCGAGAGUUUAUCAGAGUGUUACAGCGAUUGUACCAUUUAUUUAUUUGAAACAUUAUUUAUUAUAAAAUGUGAGAAAUGUUAUUCCUGUGAAAAUGGCACCUUGACAGUCAGACGGAAAUAUAUGUACAUAUUUUUGAAGCGUGUCUUCCGAAGACAGAAGUCGGAUGGAGAUGGAUUUGGCUUCCAAGAAAUCGUAACAUGGAACAUGGUUAGAGGGUACAAACUGUGCUGUAUUUUUGGCGUAAAAUGUAACUGGCAGCAGUGCCUUUUUGUCUAAUCCUAAGUAGGUUCACCAUCGCCUUUAUUUUCCUCGCAGUGAACUGGUACACCUGUAAUUACAGACAAUUAAUGACGAAGUGAACACUCUGAUUUCUGUUGUCUUCAAUUACUCGUAUGUGUUCCCGGCAUGCUGCUCUGGAAAAUUUCGGUGAACUGUUGGGAGGACUAGACAGCGAAUGGGAUGCUGACUCUGUCCAUCUAGAAAUUGAGUGAAAUACUCUGGACGAGAAUGUACCGGACACCAGAUGAAUCAAUGCCCUUACAAGCGCAGAAAAUGUAUGUUUAUAGACACCACUUAUGCUUUAUACAAUCUCCUUUGAGAGUUCAGAAUGAGCGGCAGGUGGCUAGAUAGCAAACUUAGAAUCCUGCCUGGCGAUAACUUCAGAAGAUAACCAGCCAUGCCUGUAGUUUAACCAAAUGUUUAGCAUCAAAUGAAGCCUUGUCACCAAUUGGAACCUUCACCUGCAUCAACUAUUUUUGCCUGCAUUAAUCAAUUGCUGAGACACAAAAUGGUGCUUUUUGUAGUAUGGAUGGACCAAAGUCUGAUUUUUGACUUGAAAUGAAAAUCAAAUUGUGCUUAGUUCUAGAGGGAAUAAGUGAUUGUGAUUUGUUUUGGAGAGUUGUAUGAGAAUACGGUUUACUCUUGUUUGAAAUACUCUGCAGUAGACUGUGUUACCAAGCAAUAUUAAAAUGGCGUUCUGCUAAAGUUUAUUGAGGAAAUCUAUGUCCACAAGGUUUUAGUUGGUAAAAUCUGAAUAUUUCAUCCAGAUUGGUUGAGAAAUGAACUGUGCAGAGCAAAAAAAUUGGAUACAAAAACUCAAUUUUUCAUAAACCAUGAAAAGAUAGCUCUUGCUUUAAGGGAUCAGAAACUUUUCAAUUUGUGCCCCAAUCUUGGCCACAGAUUGGUAUUUACCAGCUUAUUGUUAGCAUUCCUGUCUGCUGCAGUUAUUUGCUAUUGUGUCUGCCGUGGUCACUAAAGGCCUGUACAGGUGCUUUGAAGUGCCUGGCUUAUUUGAGAUAAUCUAUGAGAUUGAACACAACCACCUGAUGGUUUUGCAGAUUGUAAGGAAAGAAAUGUACCCAUUUCCAGUUCAGGGCUCAAGAAGUGGAUGCAGGUAUAGCACCAGGGAGCACUUCUUUUGUAUGAGCGCAUCAAAAUAACUCAAAAUGUUAUCUGCUGUUUGACUAUGAUUUAACCAAUCAACAGUUGACCGUUGAAUUUGAAAAGUUCACCGUUGAACUGCUAGAGGCUCUGUACUGGAAAUGGAUGAUACUGGAAUUGGCCAAAUUUGCUGUGGAUUUAUUCCACUUGAAAUUCUUGGCAAAAAAUCUGUGAUGAAAGAGCCACCAUAUCAUAAAUGAGAGACAAUUAAAAUGGCAGUUAAGCAAAAGAAAGAGAUAUUUGAAAUUAUCGAAUAAAUGUUGCUAUCAUGAUAUACUGUGUCAAAUUAAUCGGGGGUCACUUUGAGUUUAGGCAUGUUGGGGAAUCGUGAUUCAUCAGGAGUGUGCCAAAAUUGUAAUGAUUCAAAGUGCCUGAUUUUUAUCAAGUUUUGCCCUUUGCUUUGAUGAGCAUUUAUACCGGUAGUUCAAGUAGCUGUUGGUUUGUUUGGUGUAAGCAUAGGAGAAAGUCGGGAGUGUGGGCAGGCCUUGUGAUGUGAGUUUUGGGAAUGUAGUGAGGCUAAGCCUCAAAAAUCACCUGAAUGAUGUUUCGUUGAAGACUUCAGGGUAUUAGAAAUCGAUAAUCAAAUUGAUGGGUUGUUGUCCAGGAAAAAGCGGCUUACGUAUGUGAAAAGAUUUCUGCGGCCCAUUUUGGUGUGAUUGGUCACAUAUGACUGUUUGGGACUCUGUUGUAAAAACGCUGGAAAGGCCUAGUAGAAUACUUACAGUGGCAUGCAUGAUCAUUUUGAUACCAACUGUGAUGGAAUUGCAUGUGCCGGCAAUGGUGGAGUGAAAUGCAGUGCCUCAUACAGAUGUUACUGAGUGGUUCUAGGGGCAGUUUCCAGAGGUGCAGCAGAUUUCAGUACAGUCAAAAUCAAUUUGAUGAUCGGUGAGGUGAGGUCAUCAGGACUUCACAUAAUGGGCCGACAGUAAUCAGUCAAAAAUGAUAAAUCACGAUGAAGAACUGCCAAUGAUGAGAAAAAGUUUUCGUCUUAACCACUGCUUAAAAUGUGUAAUAUUGGUCUAAUAUUCCAAUGAUGUGACCUAGAUUGAACCGUUGGUCUCCGAUGCCUUAUCAAAAGGUUUCUUCGACUUCCUAAGGUGCCCGGCCACUGACAGCAUUUAUCGGCGUGCAAUGCAACCCAUCUACAUUCCAGAUCGGCUUGUCAAGAAUUAUGAAAAGAAGAGUGUUCUUAUUCGAAAUCAUUUGGACCUGAUUAGAUUGAGGGUAAUGGCCAUUGCGAAGUUUUAUGUUAGUGGUAAUCAAUUGAACUCCACAUAUUGAAAUUUUGAUCUGAAAGUUUUAAAAAACUGAACUGGUGCCAUGAAUAUUUUAUUUGAGUUUUGUCUUUGGGGGGGGGGGGGGGUUAGAAAUCUCACUACCCUCAUUCCAUGUCGGGUCUAAGCCAAAUGUUAGAGGACGCCUCGGAGGAGGUGGAGUAUUGUGCAAAAAGGUUGCCUUUUUGUUCAAAAUUGUAUUUCUCGGAUCUCCUAUGCAAAAUGAUAAAUGGUCCUUGGUAAUAGUUCUGGAUAGGUUGGACGAAGUUAGAAUUAUGAGACAGUUUGUUUAGCUCAGAUAGGAAAUUGGUGCUGGUUAAAAACUUUAAAACUGAUAAUGAUCUUUUGUUUUUCAACAAAAUUUUCCUAAUUGCAUGGUGUUCUAAAAAUUGAUUAACUUGGAAUUGUAAAUCCUUCCUACAUGCAUUUAUAUUAUUAUGAUAAACAUAGAGUGCACAUAUUGUGGUAAAUCUAGGAGAAAAUCGGAUGUCAAACAUCAUGACCUUGAACUUUCCAAUGUGACCUUGGAUUUUUGAACUCGACCUUUGAAAUGUCAAUUUAACUUGGAUUUCCUAUUGUGACUUGAGUUUUCCAAUGUCAUGUUGGCUUUUUCAAUGUGACCUUGUGAUUUUCCGAUUUGACCUUGGAUUUUUCUACAAAGUUUCCAUGGUUUAAGUUCCCAUACAUUUGUACGUCUGACCUGAAAUUAUCCAGAUAUGCCUUGGAUCAUGUGGGUAAAAUGUGGAUGAGUGUCUGCCAGUUCAAAAAGAAUGCUACGGCCGUGUAACAUUGAAGAGAUGCGAUUUUCAAUAUUGUAGACAGAAGAAGACAUUUAAGCAUGAAGUAUUUCAUGAAUAAUGAAGUUAUUUAUUUCUCUAUUCCCUUCCAAGGGGCACUUAGGAUUUGGGGUUCACCUAGUGAGCCUUUAUUGUCAUUUAAAUAAAUGUGUUAUUUUUUGUUUCACACUUUAGUGUUAUAUACUUCACACUACAUACCGUGUUAGUAUAUUGAGGUUAUAUAUCGAUAUAAAACUAGGAAAUUUCUGCUUUAUUUCUGUUUGAAAAUAUUCGUCCAUGUUGUGAAAGAACAACGCCAUUUGUGACAGAUUCUAAUUUUUUCUCCUAUUUUUGUGCACACGUCUGCUAGUACUAUUAUUCUAUUCCAUUUGACUGCCUGUUGGUCCAGGGCGAUACUACUCGACAUCAUCUGCUUGGAUUUGGCUGUAGUCAAUUUCUCUGCCGACUACAGAUGGCAAAUGGAAUUGAAUGGUAAAUCUUUAUUUUAAUGGCAUUUGAACUUCUAUAUGCUGAGGGUAAUAUACUGGUGGUUGCUUGAUAAGGUUUCUGGUUAUGUUAUCUGAGAAGGUCAUUGAGAUUUUGCUGUAGAAUUACUGGAAGUUUUAGUAUUCUGAGGAGAGGCGAAAUGUUGUGUCCGGUUACCAUCAGCAUUAGAAGGUUUUUGGCCUGAUUUUGUUGGCUAGGAGGAAAAUGUUUCACUUUAACUGGAGCCAAAACUGCAAUACUUUAUGUACAUAAAUGUACAGGUGACAAGGUUCUGGUUAAAGUUGAGAAUCUAAGAAUAUAUAUUUUUAAGAGCGAUUAUUGAAGAGGAAAUGAAAGUCACUUGAAACUGUGAACGUGCAUGGUCAACUAACUGUACUUUCUUGUACUAUAUGGUUUUCACGCUGGUUCUGCGAAAUAAAUAUGCUGGUUACGGGCAGCAAUAGACUCACUGGGCUCUGUCUUGAGGGGUGAAAAGGACCGAGGAAGUGUCUUAAACCUCAGUAAAAUGAUUCCAGUGAAUCUGCUGUGGCCCACAACUGGUUGAGUCAAUUUGAUGAAACAGUGUGGUUUUGAGUUUGUAUUAACCCAUUCAGGACUGCUGGUAAAUAUUUUCGUAAAAAUAAAACUAGGAAAAAUUUAAACUUGUGUUCUUUUCCCAUCGGGGAAAGAUGUGUCCUGCGAUAGUACACAUUGUGCAAAGAAAUCAUGGUGCAGAAUAUUCCAGUAAUAUAAUCAAAAUGCCAAAAUAUCCUUAAUGGGUUAAUAACCCCGCAAACAAGCCAUUUUGUCACUACGACGUGCGAUUGUCAUUGCGUGUAAUGAAAAUUUCUUGUUUGCAGUAAUCGUCUUAGAUGCCCGUGACAAAAAUUUGAUAUCAAACCUAGCGGUUACUGGUGUUACUUGCAGACGAGGAGUAUCUUUGUUGCAUAUUACAGCAGUUAUAAUCGCAGGUUGCAGCACCUAAAAUCGCUUGUUUGCAUGGCACUUUCCUGUUCAAAGUUUCAUUUAUCUGUCAUAACUUUUCACCCCAGUUUUAGACUCGAGUCGGCUAUCCAUCCAACUAGCAUUUCAUUUCUUGCAAACACAUUAUGGAGAUAGAUCCAUACGGGGCCUUGUUGGUUGAACUUCUGUUGGUUAAAAAUCGUAUUUCUGGACUGGGAAUGUAUCUAUGUGUCUGGGGCGAAGAGUUAGAGAAUUCACCAAUGCCUUGGAAAUACAAUUGUCUAUGUAUGCAAUGUUUUUCUAUUGUUCUCUGUACAGUCUUUUAAAUAUACAAACUGUGUUAUUUUCUGUCUUUUUCGGACGACUUUAACGACUAAUUUGUGUUGAUGGCUGGAGGAUUUUUUUGUGCAUUUUCGAUUCAUCCAUUUUUAGUAUUGCAUUACCGUAAUCAUUUGUUCAGCAUUAACUGGAUUCGCGGAAUCUCAUUAAUAUAAUAUGCAAAUUAGCAAUUCAAUGACGUCAAGAAUCUUCAAAAAACCAAUUUACUUUCCUUUUUCGAUGUUGCUACGUUUGUUGGUCAAAUUCCAUUGACUGAUAAUGAUAGAACAUGCUGCAUUAGACCUUAAAUUUAUAUUGUGUUAAUAUGAGAAUGCGACUUGAGUAUUAUUCUAGGGAUCUGAUCAGCAAAAAUCGCUAUUCAAAAUUUCUGCAUUGCGCUUGUUCACUCAGAAAUUAAAACUGUAAUAAUGUGACCUGUUUGUACUUGUCAGCAGGUAGUGAUUGUCCUCACUGAAUUGUGAAGUUGGUGCUACGUAGACCAAAUUGUAUUUGCGCGUAAUUUUAAAAUGUUUGCAAAUCUUCAUUUUCUUCAACAAAUUUAAGCACGUAAAAUUUCUGUUUCACUUUUGAUUGCCAACGUUUCAUAACAUAAUUGUGUUCAUAAUUGUUAAAACCAUAUUGCUGUGAAUCGCUGCAGUGAGAGUGUUCAUUACAAAUCUAUUUCAAUGUUUAUGGAGCUUCCUUCAUAGUACAAUUUACAUAUCAAUUAUCAAAAGCAGUUAGUAACUUGGUCAAAUAGUCUAGAUUCAUGAACUCUACUGCCACAAGAUGACGACUAGGAGUAGGAAAAAGAAAGGAUUGAAUUAUACGUCGAAUACAAUAGGUUUUGUAUGUCGUGCAUUGCCCUUAUGCAUUACCGGUACCAAAAGUUAUUUCUUGUAGAGAUCUUCCUUACACAUCAGGAUGUCGAGAGUUUAAUCACAUAGUCUUCUUGUUCAUCUUCAAAUAUCCCAAGAUAAUAUGCGGACUGUGAACGAGGUUCUUGCGGUCGUUUAUCAGUAGGACUGCAAUACCUGUGUGAAUACUGUUGAAUCUGAUCACAAUAUGAAGCAAUAUGUCAAAUUAAUCCUUCCGAGAGCAGGAUAGAAUGGCAAUUUGAUGAAGAUUAUGUAAGCUCGGUCAUCUCUUUUCAUGAAACAACACAUUCUGAGUUGUAUUCAUGUCACGUUGAGUACAAUUUAGCAUCAUGACCAUCGCAUUUACGUAAUCUUCGCACAUUUCAUAAAAUGCCAUUACUCCCAAUUCUUGCUUUCUAUCCAGUUCAAUACAAAGAGGUUUGAUUGUCAGUCAAGUCAAAGAAGUGCAUUUAAUUCCUCAGCCUGUCCAGUUAUGCCUCCAUUCCUGCAAAAUUCUUCCAUUAACCGAAAAGUCACCCAAGAUGGUCGGAACCCCUGUAAAUUGACUGAAAUUUCUGAAUGAAAUUUGCAUUUGGAUCUGGCUUUCUCAGGUGAUGAAACUGAAGCUUAAAGGGACAGUUAACAUAUUUGGCCAAAUAGUAGUGCUUGCGGCCUCAUAUUGUCCGUUUAAGGGCAUUUAUUACUAACAUAAAAUAUAAUAUAUGUUAAUGUCAUUGGUGAUAAUCUGAAAAUGAAUUCAGUGAAAGUCAAUGCAAAUCAUCUUAUCAGUACAGUUAAUGUUUGGCUGCUGCAAAGCUAAAUUGGUAAGAGAGGAUUAGUGACAAGAUCCAUGAAAAUCUCUCAAUCUAAGUUAAUAGUCACUUCAAAAUGAAUCUUAGUCGUAGUGCACUCUUCUUGCUAACCUUUCUAGUUAAGAUGUCGUUAUUAUUUAAAUUUCAUUAGUAUAUAUUACUUACUAGGUUGACUUGGUUGGUAUCUUUUAUUAUUGGUAUACUGUGUCGACAGUUUUAAGUAGGUUUAGAAGUGCCUGUGAAUAGGUCUAUUUACCUGUAAUAGGCCUGUGUGAAAGACGCCUCUCCACUGGCUUAAUCCUGUCAGCACAGUAUAGCAUUUUGUCCGCGGGUUUUUAUCGAAAUUACUCUUGUCAUUCUUUCCAACUUAUAACAUUCUCUGAGAAGUUCUGAGCAUUGAUGUAACAGUUACAAUGGUUACAGAUGAAUAUGGUAAUCUUCAUCAAAAUGCGGGGUUUUGUAAAAUCAAAAGUAAAAUUCCAUGCUAUAUUUUCCAGAUUUGGUUAAUAAUGUGCUCUUUAUCCUUGUUCUUUGUUUACAUCAUGUUCAGAAGUUCAGUCUGUAUACUUUCCAAAACUGGGGAGUGGAUUUCUGGGUGGUGGGAUGCCAUGUCCUGCCUUAGGAUGUCAUUCCUGGACAUGGGUUCCAUUGGUUCUUCUUAAAAUUCAUUCACAUUUACAAAGAAGUUAACUUUUGAUUCGGAAGAAGUUCAUUCUAAUAUAAAAGCUUAUUAGGGUGUUUCACUUUCUCAUCCUCCCCCAUAUUCCAAAGUCUAAGGGUGUGUCGCUUUCUCAUUUGAAAUCCGUUGACUGUAUGUGUACAUACAUUGUUCUAUUUAUGCAACAUUAGUGUGUUUCCAAGGCAAAAUGUGUAUGGUCUCUUGCUAUGUCAUUUUGACAGUUUUCAUCAUGUACUGUUGCAAGGUAUGGUUGUUACCAUUGUCAUGAGAACCACCAAUAAACAUCUCAAGCAGAAAUAUGUGAAUUUUCAUAUCCUA